CAGAGCCCGAAUCCUCCCGCUCGCAGCUCCUGGACCCCGCCCUCCCUACUCAGGGCCCUGGGCCCCGGACCCCGGGCACUGGAGCGUUGUCGGGGCCACCAUGGGUUCGGAGAUGGAGCCUCUGCUCCGGGCCUGGAGCUAUUUUAGGCGCAGGAAGUUCCAGCUCUGCGCCGAUCUAUGCACGCAGAUGCUGGAGAAAUCCCCUUAUGACCAGGCAGCUUGGAUUUUGAAAGCACGAGCGCUGACUGAAAUGGUGUACAUAGAUGAAAUUGAUGUGGAUCAUGAAGGGAUCGCAGAGAUGAUUCUGGAUGAAAAUGCCAUUGCCCAAGUCCCACGCCCUGGCACAUCUUUGAAGCUCCCUGGAACUAACCAGGCAGGAGGACCGAGUCAAGCUAUCAGGCCAAUCACUCAAGCUGGAAGACCCAUUACGGGUUUCCUUAGGCCUAGCACACAGAGUGGAAGGCCCGGUACAAUGGAGCAGGCCAUAAGAACACCCAGAACUGCCUACACAGCACGACCUAUCACUAGCUCAUCUGGAAGGUUCGUCAGACUAGGGACGGCUUCCAUGCUUACAAGUCCUGAUGGACCAUUUAUAAAUUUAUCUAGACUGAAUUUAACAAAAUAUUCCCAGAAACCUAAGUUGGCAAAGGCUUUAUUUGAAUAUAUUUUUCACCAUGAAAAUGAUAUUAAGAUGGCUUUGGAUUUGGCAUCCCUUUCCACAGAGCAUUCUCAGUACAAGGACUGGUGGUGGAAAGUCCAGAUCGGAAAAUGCUACUACAGGUUAGGAAUGUACCGUGAAGCAGAGAAGCAGUUUAAGUCAGCCCUGAAGCAGCAGGAAAUGGUAGACACAUUUCUCUAUCUGGCGAAAGUUUAUAUCAUAUUGGAUCAACCCGUGACUGCUUUAAAUCUGUUCAAACAAGGCUUAGAUAAAUUUCCAGGCGAGGUGACCCUGCUUUGUGGAAUUGCCAGGAUCUAUGAGGAAAUGAACAAUAGUUCCUCUGUGGCAGAGUACUACAAAGAAGUUCUGAAACAAGACAAUACUCACGUGGAAGCCAUCGCCUGCAUCGGAAGCAACCAUUUUUAUUCUGACCAGCCAGAGAUUGCGCUCCGCUUUUACAGACGCCUCUUGCAGAUGGGAGUUUAUAACUGCCAGCUUUUCAACAACCUGGGGCUGUGCUGCUUCUACGCCCAGCAGUAUGAUAUGACUCUGACCUCGUUUGAGCGUGCCCUUUCCCUGGCGGAAAAUGAAGAAGAGGCAGCUGACGUCUGGUACAACCUGGGGCACAUUGCUGUGGGGAUAGGGGAUACAAACCUGGCCCAUCAGUGCUUCCGGCUGGCCCUGGUCCACAACAACCACCAUGCGGAGGCCUACAACAACCUGGCCGUGCUGGAGAUGCGGAAAGGCCACGUUGAACAGGCAAGAGCGCUCUUACAGACGGCAUCCUCUUUAGCACCCCAUAUGUAUGAGCCACAUUUUAAUUUUGCAACCAUCUCUGAUAAGAUUGGAGAUCUUCAGAGAAGCUAUGUUGCAGCUCAGAAGUCUGAAGCAGCAUUUCCAGAGCACGUGGACACACAGCACUUAAUCAAGCAGUUAAAGCAGCACUUUGCUAUGAUCUGAUCAGUCCUCGGACCAAAUAUGUCUCCACGAAGGGCCAGUGCACAGGAGAGAACAAUGUACUAUACACAUUUGUAGCCAUAAUGUCAUGCAGACCUAAGAAGGUAGCAUAGAAGACCGUAAACCAAGCCUGGCGGUGGUAGCGCACAUCCUUAAUCCCAGCUCUCGGGAGUCAGAGGCAGGUGGAUCUCUGAAUUCUAGGCCAGCCUGGUCUACAGAGUGAGUUCCAGGGAAGCCAGAGAAACCCUGUUUUCAAACAAACAAAAAUACUGUAAACCAGAACCUACCUUAAGAAGUUUGUUGUUUUAUAAGGUAAUAUUUUAAGAGAAAGAUUUAAGUAUUUCCUAGUUUUGCUUUUCAAUUAAAAAAAUUCAUUGUUAGAUACAGACCCUUUCAAACAAUUAUGUCAUGUAUGUGGGGUGCACGUCAGCCACAUACUCCUCACCCCAUUGUUCCCUUUGUCCUCCACCCAGUGUCACAGCCACUUUCAUGUCAUCUGUACGUCUAGUAGUUUAAGUUUCUAAGUAAAAUCUAGAGGCCACACUUUAGAGAAAACAAAAUAUUUGUUUCUCUGAAACUGACUCAACUUGUGUAUAUAAAAACAUUUUUUUCACUUUGCAUGAGUUUUUAUUUCAUUUAUCUCUGAUGAUACAAAUUAGUUUUAGAAGCCCAUUAAUCUUAUAUAUCAAACUGUUAUCUUAAGUUUACUUGAAAUGAUGCACUACUAGUAUUUAGCUAAUGUGUGCCCCAGAUGCCCAGCAGCUCACAGCUUGACAAAAGUUAACUCAAAACAAGUUAUGAGUUAUGGACAAACUUUUUCUCCCUCCCUCCGUUCCUUCCUCCCUCCUUACCUCCCUCCCUCCCUCCCUCCUUCUCCAUUUCUUUCUCUCUCUCUCUCUCUCUCUCUCUCUUAUAUAUGUAUAUGUGCAUAUAUACGUGUGUGUAUGUAUAUAUAGAUGUUUAGAAGAAAUAACAUGUGUAAAUUGGUACCACACAGUGAUUUCUUAGCUGAAACUCUAGAAUCAUAAAAUAAAAAAAAAAAAAAAGAAAAACAUUCAUAAAUUUGAAUUCUUGGACCUUUAAGCCUAUCAUGCUUCCAAAGGCAUUACUGAGUAUAGAAAAAUAAACCAUUGACUGGGAGGAAAUAUUCUUAAGGGCAGUAUGUAGUUUAUAAAUGACUUUCAUUGAGAAUGAAAUUCAAAAGACGUAAAAAGGCUGGAGAUGAUGGUGCAUGCCAGUAAACACUGAGGAGGUAGGGGCAGUUUGAGGCCAGCCUGAGCUACACAGCAUAUAGCUAUCUCAACCAUAAAAUAAAUGGAAACCUUACCAGAAAUGACAUAUAAUAUGUGGCAAAUGUCCACACAAAAAGAUGCUCAUCUCAACCAGGAUUUAUCCCUACUGUUUGAACUGGCUUUUUGGAAUCCAUUUGGAGGGAUACCUUACUCAGUCUAGAUAUAGUGGGGAGGGCCUUGGUCCUGCCUCAAAGUAAUGUGAUAGACUUUGUUGACUCCCAAAGGGAAGUCUUACCCUCUCUGAAGAGUAGAUGGAGGAGGGAGA
Messenger RNA from Chionomys nivalis (European snow vole), 3172 nucleotides. RefSeq names its product tetratricopeptide repeat domain 8 (gene Ttc8). The transcript is spliced from 14 exons. NCBI's taxonomy places the organism in Eukaryota, Metazoa, Chordata, Mammalia, Rodentia, Cricetidae. Gene Ontology annotation, biological process: non-motile cilium assembly. Gene Ontology annotation, cellular component: BBSome; ciliary basal body; non-motile cilium. The record is from RefSeq and is a predicted model, not a curated record. Gene Ontology annotation, molecular function: protein binding. The coding region runs from base 101 to 1618 and encodes 505 amino acids.